Molecule: messenger RNA, 2050 nt
Organism: Megalobrama amblycephala (Wuchang bream)
Lineage: Eukaryota; Metazoa; Chordata; Actinopteri; Cypriniformes; Xenocyprididae
Gene: htr1fb
Product: 5-hydroxytryptamine (serotonin) receptor 1Fb
Exons: 2
Coding region: 154-1290 (378 amino acids)
Biological process (GO): G protein-coupled receptor signaling pathway, coupled to cyclic nucleotide second messenger; chemical synaptic transmission
Cellular component (GO): dendrite; plasma membrane
Molecular function (GO): neurotransmitter receptor activity; G protein-coupled serotonin receptor activity
Source: RefSeq, a predicted model, not a curated record
GCGCUCUCAUCAGGAGCAGUAAAGUAUAGCAGUCUCACGCAGCUCCGACAUUCCGGCACUCUCACAGUUCCGUCAGUUCUAGGGAAUUCUUAUCCAGGGAAACCGUUCUGAAUCGAAGACUUCCUCUUUGGAAUCACUAACCGUCACAACCGUAUGUCGAAUAAUUUCACCAUGGACCCCAUCAAUUGCUCAACUGUGGAUCUUUCUGAUGUUCUGGCCAGCCGGAUGAGUCCCAGUAAGAUCCUCCUCUCCCUGACUCUCUCCUUCCUGGCUGUGGCGACCACCGCCAUCAACUCCCUGGUCAUCACUGCUAUCCUGAUCACCCGCAAACUCCGCCAACCCGCCAACUACCUCAUCUGCUCUCUGGCCGUGACAGACCUCCUGGUAGCUGUUCUAGUGAUGCCUGUCAGCAUUGUGUACAUCGCAGAAGAGAGAUGGGUUCUCGGUCCGAUAGUAUGCCACCUGUGGUUGGGCGUCGAUGUCACAUGCUGCACCUGUUCAAUUUUACACCUGGCCGCCAUUGCGCUUGAUCGAUACCGCGCCAUCACAGAUGCUGUGGCGUAUUCCCAGAAACGCACGUAUAAAAGAGCAAUCAUAACCAUUUUAGCCCUGUGGACACUGUCUGUGUUGGUGUCUCUACCGCCUUUAGUGUGGAGGAAAUCCUCUAGUGUGGAACACAAGGAUGGGAAGAGGGAAGUCAUGGACUGCUGGAUUGAGCACGACCACGUGGCCUUCACUGUCUACUCCACUUUUGGAGCAUUCUAUAUUCCACUGGCCCUCAUUUUGGUUCUUUACUACAAGAUCUACAAGGCGGCGGAGACACUGCGUAACCGUCGAGGGAGCAGCCGAUUAGUCAAACAGACAGUGAGCAGUGUCAUGCUUCCUGGAAUGAGCUCUGAUAAAGACAUCGCCCUCAGUCCCGACGCAUUCUGCCCAAUCGAGAAGUCAUUUUCCGAUCCAUCAACAGAUGGGGAAAGGGUGCGCAUCACUUCCUCGUCAGGUAAUCUCAUCAAGGUCCGCAGGAACCCAGGGGCUAGGGAGAGACGGGCUGCUUUGACAUUAGGACUAAUCCUGGGAGCCUUCGUGGUGUGUUGGCUACCGUUCUUCCUGAAGGAGGUGAUAGUGAAUAUUUGCCCGACCUGCAGCGCCUCUGCUGUGCUUGCAGAUUUCCUCACCUGGCUUGGGUAUCUCAAUUCCCUCAUCAAUCCGCUAAUAUACACCAUCUUUAACGAGGACUUUAAAAAAGCAUUUAAAAAACUUCUGCCCCUCUGUUGCAGCAAUGUCCUUUGAAAUUGACCGGGAGGAAAAGAAAAAAACACGAGGUUUCAUCUGACAAACUUUUGAGUUUGAAAGCGGCAAGGUACAAUGACAAUCCUGUCAUACUGUAGAUGAAUUGACUUCUGCAAGGAUUACACAUCUGUCAGACACAUUUCAUAUUGUUUAUAUAGUGCCUGUAAAUACUUUGGUACAUGAAUGCAUGUAAAAAAAAAAUCAACCUAUUUGCUCCACUUAAAGAUUUCAGUAUUUUGAAAUAGAGAAUUUUAUAUAAAAUUUAAAAGCGUCUGGUGCACAAUGUUAUGUAAAUCGCUGAAAAAGCGUAAAAGCCCCUGCUGAACUACGCCAUUUGGAUCCCAAAAGAAUUUUUCUUCAUUCAAAUGUUGCUGUGUAUACUGGUGAAAUUGUUUUAUGAAAAUAUAAAUGUUCAAUAUUUUUAGUAUAUUAUCAUUAUUUUGCCAGUGACUGAUUUUUUUAUUUUUUGGAGGGCUCUCAAAAGCGUGAAUGAGGGCUUGGGAUUACAUGUUCAUGUGGUGGGAUCAGCCACAUGAUUAUGAGUAUUGAUUAUUUGUGCCCUUCAAGUGUUGGAAAUAUCAGAAUUAUGAGUUCAAAGCACAUGAAUGACCAAAGUCUAAAAACUCUGAAUUCUAGAUGAUACAUGAAUUGUGGUAUUGGAAGAGCCGUGCCUAUUUGAAACAUCGCAGAAACACUGAUCUAUGCUAUAGAUGCUAGCUUGCUACUAUAGAAGCUUUAUUAUUAUGCAAGUGACAUAUCA